Arvicola amphibius (Eurasian water vole) is the source of this 870-nucleotide messenger RNA. RefSeq names its product translation initiation factor IF-2-like. The record is from RefSeq and is a predicted model, not a curated record. Lineage: Eukaryota; Metazoa; Chordata; Mammalia; Rodentia; Cricetidae.
AUGAUAAAGAGUCAGUACCUGAAAUUUGUAUGUCCUGUUUCUCACCUGGUGAUUUUACCAAAGCUGCAGAUCGUCAAGGUGACAAUAUUAACCAUCAACACUGGGCAUCCUGUAUUGUAUCUGCUGAGGGCUUUACCAUCUUGGCUGGACCAUGGUCUGACAACACUAGCCUGGGGAUUCUGGGGGAAGUGGGUCACCAAGCAGGUCUGUCUCCCUCAGUCUCCCACAGGCAAAUUGAGUGCCCAUCCCAAGCAGGCCUUGAGAGCAGCAAUGCAGCCUGCUGAGCCAGAGCCAGAGCCAGAGCCAGAGCCAGAGCCACAGCUAGAAGAACCUGGGGACUACAGGGAGCCCAGCCUGGAGCCGUCUCCAGAGCCAAGGGUGGACCUGCAAUCAGAACCCACUGUCACAUUCCUGUUCACACUCCUGAACACUCCUGAGCCCAAAGAUGCUGAAUCGGACACUGAGACACUGGAGAGCCGGUUCAUGAGUCAGGAAGACUGGGGCCCUAAGAGGACUUCAAAGGAGAUACAGAAUUUGCAGAGGGACUGCGAGAGGCUUCAGGAGGCAUUGAACGCUAACCAAAUGGACAACCUGGCCCUUGAAGAGGAGCUACAGAACCUGCCUACCUCAUUGUACAAGAACCUGGAGGGAACUCUGCUCACUCUAAAGGACUCUAGACUCACCCAGGAGACAGCUGAAGUCUCUCAAGAGGAAGGAGGACACCCAAGAGGAAGCAGGAAUCACCCAGGAGGAAACAGGGGUCACUCAGGAGGAAGCAGGGGUCACCCAGGAGGAAGCAGGGGUCACUCAGGAGGAAGCAGGGGUCACCAGGGAGGAAGCAGAGGACACCCAGGACACCUUGGCUCUUGA